Messenger RNA from Lodderomyces parapsilosis, 3288 nucleotides. It is a transcript of the gene ZCF31, whose product is annotated as Zcf31p. The record is from RefSeq and is a predicted model, not a curated record. NCBI's taxonomy places the organism in Eukaryota, Fungi, Ascomycota, Pichiomycetes, Serinales, Debaryomycetaceae. The coding region runs from base 1 to 3288 and encodes 1095 amino acids. Gene Ontology annotation, biological process: regulation of DNA-templated transcription. Gene Ontology annotation, molecular function: zinc ion binding; DNA-binding transcription factor activity, RNA polymerase II-specific. The transcript has a single exon.
AUGAGCGAUACAGCACAGCUAGACACUAGUGAUCCCAUCGCAAGACCAAACCAUACAACGUUCAAUCCACAACACAACUCCCGAAUGUCAUCUGCCUCACCAUCCGCACAAAUGUCUACUUUAAGAUCAGAAACAUCCAACAACACUAAUCAGCAUCGACCGUCACGAAGGGUUGCUCGACGUGCAUGUUUAUCAUGUCGUGAAAAAAAGAUCAAAUGUGAUGGUGAACCUGUUUGUGCUAUCUCAUCGGCGGAUGGGAUCAACAAAGUAGUUCCAGAAAAGACGAGGACUUGUUCAAAUUGUAAAUUCUUAGGACUAGAGUGUGUGUUUGUUCAAAGUAAUCGUGGAGGAAGGAGAAAGAGAAGAGAUGCCAAUGAUUCAGUAAGUCAGACUGGUAGUACAACUUCCACAGCACAAUUGAAAAAAACAAGAACAGAAAGUUCCAACACUGGCACAUUUACAAAUGACAUCAAUCAAAAUGCAACCGACAGGGCCCCUACAGAUCAAGAUGAUAGUGUUCAAAGCUCCACCGCUCGUGUUAGCUCAUUUAUUUUAAGUGGCAAGGAUAAACCAAAUGUACCUAUUCCUCCGCCAAUCCAAUCUAAUUUUCCAACUCCUUUGGAUAGAUUGCCGCCACCGAUGUCAUCCACGAGUGAAAGUCAAAACAUUAGAAGUGAACAUGGUCGUGCAUUCAGUAAAGCACCGUACCCUGAAUUCGAUGACAUGGUGCGAAGCGACACUACGAGGUCAAACUCCUAUGAUUUCCCCCGGUUCCCAUUUGCAUCAAGACCAGGCGGUGGAAGAAGGUACGAGGAUAUUGAUCGUCCCGAUGAAACAGAGACCGAAUCUUCAUUUAGAUUAUCGAGUGUCCCACCAAAGGGACCCCGCGAUGGACGUGGUCCACCAUCACCUCAUGGAUUUGGAAGAGGACCACCUCAUCGCCGAGGACCACCACCAUCACCGCCACAUCGUCAUCAUCACCAUAUGGAUGAUUAUUACUCGCUUCCGCCACCACCUCCACCUCCUCCAUUUGGGUUUCAUCACGGUCCACCCCCACCUUUCCCUCCGCCGUUUCCUCCACCGCCGCCACCUCCUCCAGGACACUUUUCUCACUUCCAUCCACAUUUCCCUCCGCCACCACCGCCUCCUCCCCCACAUUUUCGUCACCAUUAUGGAAUGCACAAACACCACCCUCAUCGUCACCGUCAUCGGUUUUAUGAUCAUCGUUACGAGGAGGAUGAUGAAGACGAUGAAACACUCGAGGGCCAAUAUUCACCAAAACGACGCGAACGUCGCAAAAAUGAAAGGGACUCCUACAGUGAAAGCUCUCGUGCUAAAUCUAGGAAACGCAGUAGUGUUUCAAGCUCGCGCACAACGCUGUCGUCGGAAAGUGACUAUAGGGGGACCAGCCUGUCAAUGGCGUCAAAGUUGCCCCUAAGAAAUGAUAGAGAUGCCCCCCUGGUUGAUGGAUAUAAGGUACCUCUAGCAUCCCUGCAUCCCGAAACAUUUGUUGCCAAUCCACCUCAAGUUGUGACCAAAAAGUCAACACAGCCGUUUUCUGAUGACCAUUUAGCCCAAUACGAUCUCCCCAAUUGGCAAACUCUUGAUAAGAUAUUGUCGGCUUACUACAUUUACAACCAACCCAAUCACCAAUUGUUUCCUGGAAAACACAUUUUGCUCAGGAACUUGUCUUUGAACACCGACAGCUCGGUGCUACAUGCAAUAAUUGCUACAGUAUGCAUAACUGCAACAAGAUUAGAUCCACACCUAGCAAUCAGCAAUGAUGAAAACUACUGGAUUGGAAAUAUUUAUAAAUAUUGGGACAACUUGAAUGGCAUUGGGAUCAUGAUUUGUUACAAGUUGAUCCCAAAGUGUACUUCUGUUAGGUACGAUAUGAGGUUAAUCAAUCAAUUCAAUGCCAAGAUUUUGGAAACAAUUCAUGAGAACAACUAUGUGGAGAUUUAUAGUCAAAGGAGAUUUGAUCAAUCAGAGGCGAAUAGAGGAACACUGAAUCAAAAGAAUAAUUCAAUGUUUGGCACACUGAGACAAGUUUAUGAACGUGAGCUUGUUUUACGGUUGAUUUGGAGUUUCUACAUUCAUCAUAUCAUCCUCUUGAGGUUUAAUCAAGGCCGCCCCUACUACAAGUUAUCAAUGAUUGUUGAUGAUUUCAAGUUUGAUUAUGAAAGAGAUCACUAUUCAAAUAACAUUUUGCUACCUUUGAAUGAUUACGACUACAUGACGUUAAAUUUGGCCAACAAUAAUAGGACAAGUUGGAAACAAUUGCAUGACAAGGUUCAUUUCCCAUCCGAUGCAUCGAGUUUGAUUUUGGCUAGUAAGAUAUUUGAGAGAUUGUUGACUAAAUUGUCCAAUGAUGAAUUGACAUUUGACAACUUGAUUACUGCUGAUGAGUUCAAUGUUGAAUUCUCAAACAAAAUUAAGAAUCAAUACGUUUCAAUCAAGGAGGACAAGAAAUUGAUUGUGGUGAAUACUAGUUACUGGUUUGCAAAUAUGAUUCUUCGCGUUUCCGAGGUUUUACAAUACAGCUACUUUAUUUCUGAUGUGAUGAAGUUUAGAAUGUACAAGCAUAAAUUUAGCCACAGUACAGAAGAAGCCAAUUCUAAUCAAAUUUCAUUCACACCGAUCAUAUGCGAUGAGAUUCGAGAUUGUGGUGAUGUCACUAGCAAAUUGAGCCAGUUCACCUCAAAUCAAUGGCGCAGCUUAAUUGAAAUCGUCAAAUCAAUGAAUGGGUUUAUUUCGUUGCUUGAAUUCGCACCACUGCAAGAAUACCCAGAUUACGCAAUCGUACUUGGACCGGCAUUGAUUAACGAUGACCAAUCAAUCAACAAGCCCAAUCCAGUCUCUAAUGCCAUCAACAAAUCAACUGAAUGGUACGACUCCCCUGAAUUGCAUUCGACAGUCAAGCAGUCGUGGAAUAAGUUACCACAAUAUGCACUAUCAUUCUCAGCAGGGCUUUUAUCAAUCAUGUGCAGUUUAGCAGUAUUGACAAAAUACGUAAAAUUGAGCAUCAAGGCUGACCUGAAAUGUAUUAGUGUUGAGUUUUUGCAAACAGGUGAAGUGAGAGAAUUUCCUGAUACAAAAGCUGAUACAAUUGAUGAAAUUGACAAUGUUGUUGAACUGUUCAACACUUCAGUAGCUUUGAAGCAUGUGUCGUCGUUAUGCGAGUUUAUCAAGUUUAAAUUGUCCUACAGCAAUGUUGAACUUAUGCAAAGCACAAUUCAAAAGAUGAAUAAGGUGACUCAACAUUUGGAAAGUAUUUUGAGUAGCUAA